Xiphophorus maculatus (southern platyfish) is the source of this 8313-nucleotide messenger RNA. It is a transcript of the gene pde4dip, whose product is annotated as myomegalin-like. The record is from RefSeq and is a predicted model, not a curated record. The transcript is spliced from 36 exons. Gene Ontology annotation, cellular component: microtubule organizing center. NCBI's taxonomy places the organism in Eukaryota, Metazoa, Chordata, Actinopteri, Cyprinodontiformes, Poeciliidae. Bases 391 to 6771 code for a protein of 2126 amino acids.
UGACAUAGAGGAUCUUUGUGUUCCUCUCCGUCGCCUCCUCGCAGUGAAAGCAGCGGUUCCGCUCCGCUGGUUCUGCUGUUAACUGAGACCAGAACCAGAACCAGGACCGUAAAGAUUCUGACCCUGAAGAAGGAAAACCGGGAUUUAUUUUCCUUGUCAUCGGAAGGUUUAAAGGAGCCGCGAAUUAAUUUCCCUAAAACCUUCCGGAAAUAACAAAAUAAAAAAAUCACAGCCCGGAGGAGAAUCUGCGUGAUUCCCGACCCGCCUGCGGGAUCCGGCGAGAUUUGCGCCGCAUCACCAUCAGCCUGCGGGACUCUGCGGCGUCAUUCAUGAUUGAAAUCAGAUUUAAUUGAGACCUGAAGACCAGUCGUGACCUCUGACCCCUGCGGGAUGCUGGACGCGGUGAAGAUGAAGGAGGCCUGCCGAAUCUGCGCGCGGGAACUGUGCGGGAACCAGCGGCGCUGGAUCUUCCACCCCGCAGCCAAGCUGAGCCUGCAGGUGCUGCUGGCCCACGCCCUGGGCCGCGGGCUGGGCCGGGACGGCCGCGGGGAGUUCGCCUGCUCCAAGUGCGCCUUCAUGCUGGAGCGGAUGUUCCGGUUCGACACGGUGGUGGCCCGGGUGGAGGCGCUGUCCCUGGAGCGCCUGCAGCGGCUGCUGCUGGAGAAGGAGCGGUUGCGGCUCUGCAUCGCCGGGCUGUACCGCAGGAGCAACCCGGGGGAGGCCGGCGGGGAGGACGCAGACCUGGACGGCAGCUACUUGGACCUGAUCCAGGACGACCUGGUGUUCUCCGGGUUCGAGUCCUGGGCGGAUCGGGAGGAUGCGGCGCCGGACCAGCCGCUCCACCACUGCACCGGAGCCGAGGCCGGCCAGAAGACCCGCAGGUGCCGCGGCUGCGCGGCGCUGCGGGUCGCGGACUCGGACUACGAGGCGGUCUGUAAGGUUCCGAGAAGGUUCGGGCGCAGAAGCACCUCCUGCGGGCCGUCGACCCGUUACUCCGCCUCCACUCUGGGGAUGGAGGACCUGAGCAGGACCUCCGAGGCAACACCUGUCCCGAUGGAUGUUCCUGCAGCCGAGGCGGACAAACGGAGUCACAGCCCCGCAUCCUCCGUGGAGUCUCUGGAGCUCCACAGAACCAAGGAGGAACCGAACCCGAACCCGGAGGAGACGUGCCCCAUCUGGAGAAAACCCCAGACUGGGAGCUCCCUGUCCGGGGCGGAGGUGCUGCUGGGCAUCCUGCGGGGCUGGGAGUACCGGCCGGUGACCCCGCCCAGGGGCAGCAAGCUCCCAGUUCUGGUCAAAGGCAAACUGGAUCCGAGCCUGUCCUCCCACCCGGCCGUCCCGGAGGUGGUGGUGCUCUGUCCGGAGGAGGAGCUGCAGGCGGAGCUGGAGGAGCUGGAGGAGCAGUGGCUGGAUGAUUACCUCCAGUGCGGCCCGUUCCGCCUCCAGCAGCAGCUGAUCGGUGAGCAGCAGGACCAGCUCUGUCGGUACCAAAGCGCCGCAGGUCGGUGCGUGGGAGAACUGCAGCAGGCCCAGAACCAGGUCCGAUUGCUGCAGGUCAACAUCAGAAAGAGCGAGGCUCGGAACCAGAAGCUGCAGGAGCGUCUGGCUGCCAUGGAGCUGCAGCUGCGCUCGGCGCAGGACGAGGCGCAGCAGCAGGAGAGACUCGUCCAGAACCUGACGGACAGCAUCGUCUCCAAGGAGACGGAGGUUUCUGAUCUGAGCAGAACCUUGGAGGAGCAGAACCAGGCGCUUCGUUCCCUCAGGGAGGUCGCUGACCGCAGCCAGCUGUCCGGUACCGAGGCGGCUCCGGGUCAGGGCGAGGUUCUGGCCCUGCAGGCGGCGCUGUUCCAGGCUCAGCUGGAGCUGCAGGCGGCCCAGCUCGCUCAGCGCCGGGCGGACCGCGCUCAGGAGGACCAGAACCAGGCCCUGGAGAGGCUGGAGCGAGACCUGCAGGGGGCGCUGCAGCACCGCAGGGAGACGGAGCGACACAACCGGGAACUGCAGCUGAUUCUGCAGACGGUCCGGUCCGACCUUCAGGUGAGGGAGGAGCAGCUGAGCGAGGGCGAGCAAGAGAGACAGAGGGAGAGAGAGGAGAGAGAGCGCAGCGUCGCGGAGCUGAGGGCUGACCUGCAGCUGAAGGAGCAGCUGCUUCAGGAAUAUGGUGAGAUGUUGAAGGAACCGAAGGAGAACAGAGACUCUCUGCUGCAGAAACUUCGGCAGCGAAUAGCGGAGAGAGACCGAGCGCUGGAGCGAGCCGUUGACGAGACGUUUCGCUCGGCGGAGCAGCGAGACGCAGCGAGUCGGCAGCUGCAGCUGCUGCUGCGGGAGAAGGAGCGAGACCUGGAGAGGCAGCGCCGCGUUCUGGCCAACAACGAGGAAACCAUCGCUAGCCUGGAGGCGCUGCUGAGGGGGAAGGAGCUGCAGCUGCAGCAGCUGGCCAACGCCUGGACCGGCGCCGGGCGGCAGCAGCGGGACGCCGACGAGCGGACCAGUCAAAUCCUGAGGGAGAGAGACGGCAUCAUUGAGCAGCUGCAGGCAGCGCUGCUCGCUCGCACGCAGGAGACCCAGGACCUGUGCUACUCUCUGCUGCCUCAGGUCCAGUCGGCGCCAGGUCAGGUUCUGGAGGAGCUGAAGCUCCGCCUCCAGCUGAAAGACCGCCUCUUCCAGGAAGUGAUGUCAGACCGGACCCGGCAGGCCCGGGAGCACCAGGAGCAGGUCCAGGAUCUGCUCAGAACCGUCAGCGCCAGGGACCAGUAUAUCCAGGACUCAGCAGCCCGACUCACCGAGGUUCUGGAAGAACAGACCCGCAGAGUCCAGGAGCUGCGGCGGCAGCUGGGCUCCAGGUCUCAGCCGGACGCGGCUGCAGCGCUACAGCAGGAGCUGCAGCAGGAGCAGAACCAGGAGGAGACGAGGAGUCGGGCCGAGCAGCUGGAGCAUCUGAGCCGCAGUCUGAGCCUGAAGGAGGAAAUCAUCAGGGACCUUCAGAGGAAGAUGGUGGACCCGUCGGACCUUCCUGUGGUGGAGCGGCUGACCCUGGAGGUCCAGGAGCUGAGGGAGGUUAUGGUCCGGCAGGAAGCCGCCCGGCAGCCUGAGUUUGGAGAGAUGAGCGGUGAGGACGAAGACGAGGCAGAUGAAGAUGUGAAGAGUGAGUUCACUGAUGAAGAUGAUGAUGAUGAGUGUGCUGCCCGGGGUCGGCAGCUGGACGCUGAAGGGCUGAUGGAGGUCAAGCAGCUGGUGGAGCAGAAGCAGGUGGUGGAGAGAGAGCUGGUGGAGCUGAAGGCUCAGCUGGAGAAGGCCGGCUUCUCCUCGCUGUCCCAGAUGAGGAGAACUUUGUUCAGCCUGCGAUCAGAGAACGAAGACUUGAAGCUCCAGCUGGCUGGCGGCAGGCAGGCUGCGGAGGAAGAGGAGGAGCUGGAUGUGACUGUGGAGGAGGAAGAGGAGGAGCUGGAUGUGACUGUGGAGGAGGAAGAGGAGGAGCUGGAUGUGACUGUGGAGGAGGAAGAGGAGAGCUCUGGGACGUGGGAAGCUUGGGAUGGAGAUCCGUCUCUGUCCGACAUCAGGACUCAGAGCCAUGAAGACCAGAAGACAGAGGAAGGCGACAGAACGGAGACGCUCACCGGCUCCUCACAGGACGACGAGCCGUCCAAUCAGCAGCGGCGGCCAGACGCCUCGCCCUCAGCGGCGUGUGGGAAGACGGUCCGUCUGCAGCUGAAGAGCCGGGAGCUGCAGGAGAGGCUGAUGGUGUCGGAGGCCACAGUGCAGGCUAAGGCCGAGCAGCUGCAGGACUACAGAGAGCUGCUGGCAGAAACAGCCGUGCAGCAGGACAGCAAGCUGGUCCAGGUGGACCUGCAGGACCUGGGCUAUGAGACCUGCGGCCGCAGCGAGAACGAGGCUGACAGGGAGGAGGCCAGCAGCCCAGAGUUCGACGACCUGGAGAUGUGCACGUCUCUGGACCUGGGCUCUCAGUGGUGGCCCGGCGGCGCUCAGCCCUGUGGUUACCCCGGCGACGGGCCGUCGCUGCGGCGCCUGGUGGAGGACCUGCGCUCGCAGCUGUGCCGCUCUCAGGCGGUGAUCCGCGGGCUGCAGGGCCGCCUGCGCCGCCUCUCCGCCCCCGGCGAGGUCGGCCGCUCCCCGCAGGCGGAGGACGACGAGGGCUGGCGGUCGUCUGACGGAGCCUCGCAGCGUCACCAUGACAACGGCCUUCAGGAGCUGACGUCCAGAGUGGACGCUCUGGAGGACCAGCUGAGGAAAGGAGGCAGGAGGGAGGAAGGAAACUCUGCAAACUGGCCGGGGAAGUUGGACUCUCUGCUGAAAGCCCAGGCCAGAGAGCUGUCGCUGCUGCGCCAGCGGCUGCGUGAGGGCCGGGCCGCCUGCGGCGUCCUGCGCCGCCACCUGGCCGACGCCACCCGGGCCUUCGAGGAGCUGCUGCGCGCCAACGACGUCGACUACUACACGGGCCAGAGCUUCAGGGAGCAGCUGGCCCAGAGCGCCGCCCUGGCCCAGCGGGUCGGCGCCAGGAUCGCCGGACGAGAUCCGUCUGAAGACCCAGAGGAGACGACGGAGCUGCUCGCCGUCCGGCUGAGUAAGGAGCUGCAGCAGAAGGAUAAAGUUAUCGAGUCUCUCCAAGCCAAACUUGACCAGCAGCAUCAUCAUCAUCAUCAUGGCUCCGACUCGCCCAGCAGCAGCCACGCCCUCUCUGACAUCACCGACCAAUCAGAUCGCAUCUCCUAUGUGUCGGAUGAGCACGGCUCCACCAACGGCGACCCGGAGUUGUGCUGCGACACAGACGCUGCCGGCGGACUCAGACCUGAGGGAAACGGGAAUGCUACUGGAACUGCGUCUCCGCUCGGCGCCGCGUCCCGCCGGCCGUCCGUUGGCUCCUCCCAACGCUCCCAGUCCUGCCUCAGCUGUCCCAGCAUGCAUUGCUCCGGCUCUCCGCUCAGACCCGCAGACCUGCACAGCCAAUCAGCCCCCUGUCGCCCUUCCCUCCCCUCCCCCAUCAAACAUGGUGGCCGCUCCCAGAGGAGCGCGGCGCCGGCUUUCUCUCUGGCUGCGGUUCAGCAGGAGCUCCAGACGCUACAGAAGCAGCUGAGAGCCGACGGCAGGUUUUCCACUCCCAGAUCUCUCCAUGGUCUCCCCCGGUUCGUCCCUCAGCAUCAUGCUGACGCCGCCGGCUGCCCGCCGCUCUCCUACCAAGGCUUCCCUCCUCCUCCUCCAUUCAGCCUCCUGGACGUCGCCAUGGCAACGCGAGCCGGGCCCGGCCCGCUGGAGAGAGGCGCAUCCUGGGAUACGGCGUGCGGCGGGGGAGCCGACCUGUCGUCGGGGUCGUCGGGUUACCAGUCAGGAACCGGACACACAGGUUCGGAUCUGAUGAAGGAACACCUGGCAGAGAUCCGGAGUCUGAGGCGGAGACUGGAGGAGUCCAUCCAGACCAACGACCGGCUCCGGCUGCAGUUGGAGGACCGGCUGGCCCGCAGCGCCGGGGACAAAGGAGCUCCGACCAACAUCUACAUCCAGGGCCUGGACUCGGCCGGCCAGCUGUCCGCCGAGCUGCGCCUCCUGCAGGAGGAGAACGCCGCUCUGCAGGCGCAGCUGCAGCGCGCCGGCCGAGAGGGCAGCAGAGAGGCGGAGCUUCGCAGGGAGGCGGAGCAUCUGAGGGAGGCGGUCCUCCGGGAGCGCUCCAGGCUGAAGGAGGCGGAGCUAGAGACACAGAGGUGGGCGGAGCUAAGCCAGAGGCUGCAGGCGGAGGAUGCAGUUCGCUGCCAGGAGGUGGCGCAGCUGAGAGAGGACAGACAGAGAAACCAGGAAACCAUCAACAGGCUGCAGCAUGAGGCGAGCGUCCUGCGCCUGCAGCUGGACCACAGCCGCAGUUUGAUCCAGACGCUGCAGGAGGCGCCGCAGGACGCAAAGCGCCGUAUCUGGGAAAACUCCAGAGACUCACACUCAGAUGAGGUGGCUAAUGGCGCUCUGCCAGUGACCUUUGACCCCAGAGAGCUUCACAUCCAGCUGAAGCAGCAGCUGAGCACCCAGCCUGCAGCCAGAAGGCGACUCUUCAGCGGUGAAGACGUUUCUCCGCCCGUCAGAGACAGCGGCCCGAUCCGAGACAGCGGACUCAUCGCUGCUCCGCCUCAGCCUUCUCCCGGCCAGACGGCUGAUCCAGCUGCCCGCGCCCAGCAGGGCGGCACUCCCGAGGGAGGCCACCACGCCGUCGGCCAUCUUGGAGACCUCCAGGCCCUGCAGCAGCAGCUCCUGGAUGGGGCCGCCCUGGCUGCUCAGAUGGAGGCCGCCCUCUGUUCCCUGAACGCCUCACAGAGGCUUCAGCAGCCUUUGGACCGAGGAUGCGUCGGUAAUCUGCUGUCAGACUCUAAAACACUGAAGCGGAUCCUGCAGGAGGCGGAGUCUCUGCUGCAGGCGACCUGGACGGCGGAUCUGACCGACUCUGAGGAAGCCAGAAAGGACGAGUCGCUGAGGGCCGAGGUCGUCCGUCUCCGGACGAAGCUCUCAGAGCAGGACCAGGCUCUAAGGGACGCCAUGGAGAGACUGAAGAGCUCCAGCCUCACCAAGGACAGCAUGGAGCAUUUCAUCGUCAGCCAGCUAUCGAGAACGCGGGACGUCCUGAGCAGAGCCAAGACCAACCUGCAGGAGAACAAACUCAGGAUCUGCUCCCUUCCAGCCUCUGUCUCUGUCCUGUCCUCCCCCUCCGGCCCAGUAAAGGUGAAAACCCAGGGGGCGCCACUGAGCUCGGCUCCCCUGCUGGUUGGAGCGUCCUGACACCACGGGGCCUGGCUGCUCACCAGCGCCCCCUGCAGCCUGGCGGCCCGGCUCCUUGCUCCGGCUGAACCCGCCUGCUGAGACCGACAGAACCUCCAGUGUCCUUCCUCCAGACGUGCGACUUGAAGCUGCAGUUUGAGAAAGUUUGAAGCCAGAAUCUGGACCCUCAGAGAUCCCAGACACAGUUUCUGAACCUGGAAUAAAAACCAGAACCUGCAGGUCCAGAGUCCUGAUCCGCAGGUUUCCAGGAGAAAAGUCUGGUGAAAACAAAACAAAGUGCUUCCUUGCUGCCUGUGUUUGUGUGUUUGUGUUGACGGCAGGUUGUGGAGACGAAGCCAAAGGCCCUGAUGUUCCUGGAGGUCUUGGCCUGUUUGUAGUUAAAUCACUGGUAAAAUCCUCAAUAAGACAGAAAACUAACUAACCCAACAGAAAAGUCCCUUAGUGGCUCUUUUGUUUCUGCUUCUAAAGAUUUCACCUCCUCAAGCUACAAAGUAUUAUUAUUAUUUUAGAUACUUCUACAUAUAAAUCUGACAGUUUUCUCCACUGAAACUGGAAUCCAGAGAUGCUGCUGUGAAUCUGCAGCUUCUCUUUCUUCCUUCACUGUGGAUGAAGGCCAGAAAUCAGCCAGAACCGGGUCGGACCUCAUGCAGCCUUUUCAAGCUCUUUCAAGGUCUUGGUAUGGUCUUUCCAGGACCUUUGUAAAGUGUUUCCAGGACCUUGAUAUGACCUUUUCAGGAUUUUAGAGUAUCAGGUUUCCUGUUACCCAGGUUCCAGGCCCGGAGCCUCGUCUCUCGGGUUCCAGGCCCGGAGCCUGGACCCAUCAUGGCUUCCUGCUUCGUGGCGGCGCUGAUCCAGAAGUGAUGCCUUCAGUGACGGCGCAGUCCAAUCAUUUUGAUGAUGAUGCGGUCCAGCAGGGUUCUCCUGGUUUGUGGUCCAGCCGUGUUUGUCGUUGUCCCUCCAGUGUGAAGGACGCCGUGGUGAUGACCGAUUUAUUUUUGGUUUUCUUCGGUAGUUUCAGACUGUUCCUGGUUAUUCUGGGUUUAUUUUUACUUUGGUGCAUGAACUCCUCGUUAAUUUCUCAGAAAUAUGCAACUUUUGGGUCACUGUGCAAUAAUAGCCUUGUGUGGUUGCCAUGACGUCUGUUCUAGUUUAAAAAGCAACUUAUUUAGAAGAUCAAAGCUGUUGACAAUCAGUUUUAGAUGCUGAUGUUUGUUGCUGUCAGGAUCUGGUUUUAAAUACUCAGUAGGAGACGUAGCAGCAUUGAGCUUCGCUGUCAUAUUUAUGGAGCAAUAAGGCGAACCAAAGCAGACGGCCUGUUUGUCAGCAGGUCGGGUCCAAAGUGACCCGGUUUAAAGAGCUAACAGCUAAUCGGAUAAACUGGGAUGUUCAGAAACCAAAGCUAACGGAGGAACAGCAGCGCUUUUUGCUGCUGACCUGCUGGAUUUUUAUGCAUGUUCUCUUUGUUCAACUGUUUUGAGAUAAAAACAAGAUAAUCUUUUCAGUAAAACUAAUAAAUCUGGUAGAAAUAAACUACAGACUCUU